AUGGCCGAUCCUGGGAACAGAAGAGGGAUCUACCGCCCCUUGACCCUUACCUGCGCCCUGAUCAUUGUGGGAAUGUGCUGUGUCUCUCCUUUCUUCUGUCAUAGCCAGACAGACGUGCUGGCUCUUAACCAAGCUGAUCCUCAGUGCUGGGAAUCUUCUUCAGUGCUUCUCCUGGAAAUGUGGAAGCCUCGAAUUUCUAACACUGUUUCAGGUUUCUGGGAUUUUAUGAUCUACCUGAAGUCAUCUGAGAACUUGAAGCAUGGAGCACUGUUUUGGGAUCUGGCCCAACUCUUCUGGGACAUCUAUGUGGACUGUGUCCUCUCCAGGAACCAUGGCUUAGGAAGGAGGCAAUUGGCUGGGAAGGAAGAAAAGAUUUCAGCAGUGCAUCCACAGCACACAGGGAGAAAACAAGGUGCAUAUUCUCAGCAACUAAGAACACCUUUCCUAAAGAAGAAAGAGUUGAUUGAAGGUUUGAUAAGCAUGCGCUUGCACAAGAGUGGGUCUAAGUUCAUUGGAAAAGUGACCAGUGGCCUGGAAAUAAAGAGAAAAUAA
Messenger RNA from Nyctereutes procyonoides (raccoon dog), 552 nucleotides. RefSeq names its product family with sequence similarity 237 member A (gene FAM237A). Lineage: Eukaryota; Metazoa; Chordata; Mammalia; Carnivora; Canidae. The record is from RefSeq and is a predicted model, not a curated record. The coding region runs from base 1 to 552 and encodes 183 amino acids. The transcript is spliced from 2 exons.